Messenger RNA from Chrysoperla carnea, 658 nucleotides. RefSeq lists its product as uncharacterized. The record is from RefSeq and is a predicted model, not a curated record. NCBI's taxonomy places the organism in Eukaryota, Metazoa, Arthropoda, Insecta, Neuroptera, Chrysopidae. Bases 283 to 657 code for a protein of 124 amino acids. The transcript has 3 exons.
UAUUAUAAUCCACAAUCAAUAGUUAGUUAAUUCUAUAGAAAAUCAAGAUAAUUAUUCUAGAGACCUGCAUAACACAAAUGAGUUUAUCUUAAGCGCUCAUUUUUACAAAAUACAGCAAAAGUACGCGGUGACGGACAUAUGAAACCAUCCCCAUUUGUACCAACAAUACAACCAUGGAAAAACGUUCGUCAUACAAAUGCAAGAACAAUUCCCAACUGCUACAGAUGUGACGAAUUUUGAACGUCAUUUGGAGCGGAAACACAAAGACAAUCAGGAAGAGAAAUGAUGAGUUACCCAAAAAAAAGCUUGAAGAGAAAAACUAUUAUUCGACUAUUAAGAAUCGCAGGACACGUCAAUGAAUAUUUGAAAGGAAAUGUCAAGCCUGUGUAUCAAAAGAAAAGUGAGCCAGAUACUAAUAACGAAAUCAAACCCAAGAAUCAAACUGGUAGAUCAACGUGGACAGCCGAAGAAAUUGAAAUAGUUAAAAAUCAUUUCAAAAAUCAUAUUAGACAAAAACAGCCUCCUAAAAAAGCUGAGUGCGAGGAGCUUAUAAAUAAAUAUCCGAAUUUACUAAAAAGUAAAGGCUGGGUUCGAAUAAAAACCUAUGUGUACAAUGCCUAUCGGCUAAAAAAUAAACACAUUCAGGUUAAAUUUUGAA